AUGCACUCUUCUAAGGAAUAUAGUUUCACAAUCAAAGACAAGAAAAAGUCGACCCCCUCGGAUGACCUCAAUGCGAAAGAGACAUAUGUGGGUCCUAAACAGUUCAAGAACUACGGCAAAAUUGACGGUGAUAAGCAGCUCAAAUAUGCGUCUGAGUUUUGUGCGAAGCUUAAAGGGAAGAAGCUUAACGCUGGCGAAAAGACGAUUGAUAAGCAAUACUUUGAUGAUAAAGAACGUGUCUGGUAUUCAUAUCAAGUGGGCUGGCAGACUGGUUCUGAUUGCGCCAGCCCUAAAGAACUCGACGCUGAAUAUCCCCUCGGCAAGGAUCACAAGAACAAUUGCGAGUCCCUAAUGCGGUUCGCGUACUAG
Molecule: messenger RNA, 369 nt
Organism: Penicillium subrubescens
Lineage: Eukaryota; Fungi; Ascomycota; Eurotiomycetes; Eurotiales; Aspergillaceae
Exons: 1
Coding region: 1-369 (122 amino acids)
Source: RefSeq, a predicted model, not a curated record